This is a messenger RNA of Dictyostelium discoideum AX4, 399 nucleotides long. RefSeq lists its product as hypothetical. The record is from RefSeq and is a predicted model, not a curated record. NCBI's taxonomy places the organism in Eukaryota, Evosea, Eumycetozoa, Dictyosteliales, Dictyosteliaceae. The coding region runs from base 1 to 399 and encodes 132 amino acids. The transcript has 2 exons.
AUGGAAUCAAAACAAGUUGAAAAUAAAAAAGUUGAAGUUAUUGAACCAUUUGAAGAUUUAACAGGUGUAGGUGCACCAUAUAAAAAAGAAUCAAGAUCUCAAUAUUUAGAAAGAAGACAUAAAGAAGAAGAUGAAACUAGAAGUAUUUUUUAUAAAGAAGGUCUUAAAGGUGGUUUAAUUUUUUCUGGUGUUGCCACUACUGGUAUUGCUGCUGCUUGUUUCAAAUCCCAUACUUUUAAAAAAUCAGUAACAUGGAAUAUAAGAGCAUUUUUAGUAUCAUCAGCAUUCAUUGCAGGUUUUUGGAUUUAUGGUGAAACUGCUUCAAUGAAAUUAAUGAAACAAAGAGUAUACGAUGAAAUGGAUCAAUAUUAUAAUCACCCAGAUGAAAAAAAGAAUUAA